AUGAUAAAGUCUACAGAGGCCGUUAAGGCGUAAGUUGCAAUGAGCUGGCUUAAGCUCAAAGAGCCUAAGUUAAAUUAUCUCUAGAGUUCAACAAAAAAAUCCAACCAAUACAAAGACCCAGAAAUGCAGCCUCUGUGCAAGACUUAAGUUCGAAAUAUGAUUGAUAAGAUCAAAAUUCUGAAGAAAAAUGAUGAGGAAGAAGCAGAAACAAAUAAGUUUGUACAUAAUCUUUACUUAAGAGUAGCAUUUAUUGCAGUGUUCAUAUACUUCUGUGCUUUUUCAGUUAUAUUACUAAGCGAGAAUGCUUUUGCUGAUAGAAAAUUUGUUGACCUAAAUAAUCUUCCACCUCUAUAUUCUACCAUUCAUAAUACUACUACCUAAUAAGAGUAAGGAAAAAUAAUAAAGACUGAGGAUGAUUAAGAAUUCUAAAAUAAACUAGUUAAUCCUAUUAGACAAAAAGCAUAAGAGAUCUUAGAUCAGACAUUUACAGCUUAAACUAACAAUAAUUUAACUAAGGUGGAUAAAGUUGAAGUUGUUCAAUCAGAAAAUCAAACAACCUCAUAAAGUGCUUAGGAUAUUUCAUUAAUAAUUCAAGAUACAUAAAACUUGGAAUAAUUAAAUAAAAAAAGUGAUGAAAAGGAGAUAAACGGAUUGAAAGUGAUUGAUUAGGAGAAAAAUAAUAAAACUAGCGAAAGUAAAAUUUGA
Stylonychia lemnae is the source of this 705-nucleotide messenger RNA. The record is from the annotation of a GenBank genome assembly. NCBI's taxonomy places the organism in Eukaryota, Ciliophora, Spirotrichea, Sporadotrichida, Oxytrichidae.